Messenger RNA from Malaclemys terrapin pileata, 4438 nucleotides. RefSeq names its product Fas ligand (gene FASLG). Lineage: Eukaryota; Metazoa; Chordata; Testudines; Emydidae. Gene Ontology annotation, biological process: positive regulation of canonical NF-kappaB signal transduction; extrinsic apoptotic signaling pathway via death domain receptors; immune response. The record is from RefSeq and is a predicted model, not a curated record. The coding region runs from base 16 to 777 and encodes 253 amino acids. The transcript is spliced from 4 exons. Gene Ontology annotation, cellular component: membrane. Gene Ontology annotation, molecular function: tumor necrosis factor receptor binding.
AUUCCACUGCCCACCAUGCAGCAGAACCUGAAUUAUGUCUACCCCCAGAUCUUUUGGGUGGACAGCUGUGCCAGUCCCACUUGUGCUCCAUCGGCGCCCAUUGCCACCUGCCCGCCACCCGUGCCGGAGAGGAGGAGGAGAAAACAGAGCAACAAGAGGGAUGGCACAUGCCUCUGUUUCUUGGUGGUGUUUUUGCUGGUCCUGCUGGCCCUUGCUGGAGUGGGGCUGGGGAUGUUUCAGAUUGUCCAGCUGCAGAAGGAACUGGCUGAGCUCCGAGAGUUAACCAGCACUGGACAUGUUCCUUCGUCUAUGGAGAAGCGCAUAGGACUUCCGAAUGUAACAGCAGAGAAGAAGGUGAUCAGGAAGGCAGCACAUUUAACAGGCAAAGCUGAUCAGAAAACCCUUCCUCUGGAAUGGGUGGCCACCCUCGGGCAUGCCUUCACCUCCAAUAUUCAAUACAGACACCGCAGCCUGGUGAUCAAUGAAACAGGCCUAUACUUUGUGUACUCCAAGGUGUUCUUCCGAGGCAAGAUCUGCAACAACCUGCCCUUAGACCACAUGGUUUUCAAACAAAAUCCAGCCUACCCAGCUAGCCAGGUGCUGAUGGAGGACAGAAAGAUGAACUACUGUGCGGCUGGAAAGAUGUGGGCCAGGGGCAGCUACCUGGGGGCAUUGUUCAACCUCACCAAAUCAGACAGCUUGUAUGUCAACGUCUCCGAAACAGCUCUGGUUAAUUUUGAGGAAUCCAAGACAUUUUUUGGUUUAUAUAAACUUUAGAGCUGGCCACCAAAGCAUUGCUUUCAGCAAAUAUGCACUAGGACUGAUAUGAACAGGAGUUGGGUACUGUACGGUAUAAGAAAUAUUCUGUCCAUAGGACUAGUCUAAUACUGUGCUGGGCUAGCAAGGAUCUAGCUGGAAGAAACUCACCAAGCAUCCCUUGUUUGGCCUUUGACAUGUGACAGCCAAACUGACUUGGAAACGGAUCUCCAAGGAUUAAAACUUUCACCUUGUGAACUACUUGGAUCACCCUAGGAGAACCUUAAGUGUAGCUGAAAAAAUCUAGCAUGCCAAAGGCCUCCUUUAAACUCACUACUCACUCAAGGAGAGUGUUUACUACCUGAGAAGAAGCUGAUGCAUUGGGCUCAGUUCUGCUCUGUUACAUCUAUGAAAAUCCCAUUUGCCCUACUAAGGACAGCAUUUGGGCCCCUGCAGAGAUAGUGUUUGGGUGGAUCUCCACAGGACUGGGGAGUUCACUGCCUGGCGCUGGAUGCGAUCAUUGCUGGGGUGGGGGGAGAUUUAUAUUAUGUAUGGCCAUUUAGCACCUUAACUCUUUGCUUUUGCAGGUGCUCCAAGUAUCUGCAGGGUAUGUCAGAGUAGUAGGGUUUUUUAAGUUAUUUGCCAUUUUUAUCCUCAAAUGUAUCCCCCUCCCCUCCUCACAUUUGACUUAGAAAUUGGUGUAAUUCCCAGGACCAGAUUUUAUUCCCAGGGCUCAUCUGGGCCGUGUUCUAUAGAGGAUAACAAGCAAUAAUUACAUGGAUAAUUUGGUAUACAGAAGUGUGGAGGGAGGGAAGACCCUGUCUUUAACUGCUUUUCUGCCAAACAGCACGUGGUGGGUAUCCAGCAUCCCAGCACAGCUGCCUCAGACAAGGUCCAGCAGCAAGGAAGAGUGCUGGAGAGAAUUUAGAGCACAGCAUGGUGGGGUUACACCCAGAACUCCCACGUAAUCCCGGGUGGGGAUCCAUUGAGGUCUGUAGUUUAGGAACCAGGAAUGAAUGUGUCUGAAAAAAUCCAGAAUUGUUCCUGGGGGUUGUGAAAGUCUCUGUAUCCCUUUCUCCCAGCAGCUGGGAUGGGAGGUGCUCUGAGCACAGCCCUUGUCCUGUUCUGCAUUCAGGAACUUUGAGGUGACCAUCCAGAGAUGGGUUUGGAUCUGAGCUCUCCCUGCCUCCCCCCAGGUGGGUGAUGUUUGCAGCUGGGGAGCUGGUUUAGGCCCAUCUCUAAAAUAGCCCAGGACACCCCUCACUGCAGAGUCCCUGGAGAUCCUGGGUGAUGGAGGGGAAUUCCAGCAACCCUUGAGUGAUGGGGCAGGUUGCAAGGGCCAUGCAUCCAUCUGGGCGACCUCAUAAGUCUCCUCCUGGGCCCUGGGGUUGCUGUGGUGCAUGCUGGGCAGCCUCUGCCUCCCCUGGGGGGUUCUGCCUGCAGGCUUCGCUCCUUGGAACCAGGCAACAGCUGUCAGGGAACGAGGCAAGGAUGGGAGCUUCCAGAGAAAGGUGAGGAGAGAGCAGCCCCCUCCCCAAACCCAGCCCUCCUGGCUCCCCUGCCCAUCCCCCUGGCUCCAGGCCACCCCAAACCCAGCCCUUCCUCCAGUAGCCCCUGGUACUCGCAAUAGAUCUCAGCACCUUCCCCUGAGCUCCCCAGCCUCCCCAAACCACCUCAACACAUCCCUCACCCACAACAUGGCUCUCUUACCCCCUCCUCACACAUCCCCAACUCACCCCAGCAGCCCCUCAGCCUUCCACGGCUCAACCAGCUGCCACAUAACCCCCCAGACCUUCUCCCACCAUGGCUCCCCAGCCCACCACAACCCGCCCCUGGCUCCCCAGCUCACCCAAACCCCGCCCCCGGCUCCUCAGCUCACCUUCCUCCGGCUUCCCAAUCUCCCCCAGCACCUCCUACAGCCUCCCACGGCUCCUCAACAUACGUAGCCCAUCCUAGCACCUCCGCUGGCUUCCCACCACAACCCAUCCCCCACAUAAUGCUCCAGAACUUCCCCCACCUCCACAGCCCACCCAGACCCUGUCCCCAGCCUCCCAUGGCUUCCCAACCUACCUUAGCACCUCCCCUGGCUUCCCAGGACAACCCAGCUCUCACAUAAUCCACCCAGAACUUCCCCCACCUCCACAGUUCCUCAGCCCACCCUAGCUCUGCCCCCAGCCUUCCUAAUCCACCCUAGCAUCUCCCCUGGCUUCCAGCCCCCCCCAGAGCCUCCCAGCCGCUGCACCUCCCCAGUCUCCCCAAUCUACCCUGCACUUACCCCCCCUACAGCACCUCCCCCAGGCUUCACCUCCGCAGCUCCCUAGCACUCCAACCCAUCCCAGCACCUCUCCUUGGCCUCCUCUCACUCCCCAAUGCAACUCAGCUCCCACAUGACCCCCCAGAUCCUCUCCUAGCCUUCCACAGCUCCCCAAAACAUCCCACUGCCUUCCCUAGUCUCACCAACUUCUCCCAGCCUCCCAUGGCUCCCCAAAUACAUCUCCAGCCCCCCCCCCCAAACUCAGUCUAGCCUCUCCACUGUUACCCACCACUCUCUGUUACCUUCCAGCAUCCACCCAGCUCCCCGGGACCCAUCUUCCAGGUCCCCAAGCCUCCCAACUCUCCUUGACUCCCCAGGUCCCCCUCAGCCCUCCAUGGCCCUUCAUCCCUCUUUAUCUAUCCCCUCACUCCUUUGGUCCUUCACAAGGACCAGGUGUCCCCUGCACUCUCUGGGGAGGGUAGGUUGCCAGGCUGCCUCUACCCCGUACUGACUCACUGUCAGGUGAGACCAGCUAGUCGUGGGGGAGGAAGGGGACAGGGUGGGACCACACUUGGGGAGCGGGGUAUUGCAUGGAGGAGGAAAGAACUAAAACAGUAUAGUGGGGGAAGGAAACAAAAUCACUAUUUCCUCUCUGGGGGUCUUCCCGAUCUGGGUCUCCUAACAACCCCACUCCUGCCACAAAUGUCCCUGGCAGAACACCUCCAAAACCUGGCAGUUGUGUGAAGGUUGGUCCCCAUCCAGGGAGCCCUAGUAUUCAGCAAACCAGCUGAAUGCUCACCCCUGCUUUCUCUAACCCCAGGGGCAUGCUGGAGGAGCCAUUGCAUUGACAUAGGAUGGCUGUUGUGAGUACGAGGGAGGGCCCAGAGUUUGCAGGAUAUGUCCAAUUAGUGCUUAGUCUGGGAACAGGUGCAAUAUUAGUAUACCCAGGAGAAGCAGAGUGCAGAGCUGCUCAGAAGCUGUGAUCAGAGUCAACGUACAGCAGUGGGUACAGACCAGACUGCACCUGAAAUCAAAAUGGGCAAAGCCAACCAUUCUUCCCCUGACUAACCUCCACUGACCAUACCUGAGAUAAAAGCCCGGCUUGUAUUUAUGCCCCAAGUACUAUGUCUCAAAUGCCCUUCCCGGAAUGAGAAUAUAGUCUCAGUUAGUUUUCAUUGGUUGACUCCAUGUUCCAUCACUUGGCUGUACUGGUUUUUACUGGCACCUCCACAAAGGACGGGACAUGUUGGCGAGCACUGUGUGUUCACUACCAGAAGUACUAUUUUUGGCCUAGGUAGUAACUGAAAACCAGGACUUGAAGCUUGCUGAACAGGUUGCAGCAUAAUCCCAGACUGUGAGUAAUUAAUGUGACACAAAGCAAUGUAGCAGUCAAGCAGGCAAUCCGUUUAAACUAUUGAUGUAUUAUUC